This is a messenger RNA of Lachnellula hyalina, 498 nucleotides long. RefSeq lists its product as uncharacterized. The record is from RefSeq and is a predicted model, not a curated record. Bases 1 to 498 code for a protein of 165 amino acids. NCBI's taxonomy places the organism in Eukaryota, Fungi, Ascomycota, Leotiomycetes, Helotiales, Lachnaceae. The transcript is spliced from 2 exons.
AUGUCGUCGCGACCACAAUCACCACCCAAUGGCAUGCGCGCACCUCCCUCCCCAGCAGCGCCCAAGGAGAGCGCAAUAUCUAGACUUCUCAUAGCACCUCUAACAUUCAUCUCCUUCCUCCUCAGCCUCGCGCUGAUCGAUUCCCGAAACCACGCCCUGCGCACUCACACGCACAACAAUGGCCCAUCGCCCCCGUUCGCCCGUGGAAAAGCACUCAUCCACUCCCUGAUCUUCAAGCGCGUACCGGACCCAAGUCCCUACUCCUAUGUUAGGUCCCCAGAUGCAAAGAGUGAGAGGGGCAGCGGGGAUGGGAAUGUGGAAGGUAAAGAGCAGCCGUGGCAUUGGCAUACGAAGCAGCGCAAGAUGAUGAAGGCGGAGAUGGACGAUGCGUUUCGGAUGCGGAAAAGUGUCAUGGUGUUUUUGAUGCUUGUGGGGGUGGGCAUUGCGGUUGCUGUGGGGGUUCUUGGGAGGUGGAUCUUGCGGGGUGUACUGCUGUAG